Molecule: messenger RNA, 1218 nt
Organism: Eimeria acervulina
Lineage: Eukaryota; Apicomplexa; Conoidasida; Eucoccidiorida; Eimeriidae
Exons: 2
Coding region: 1-1218 (405 amino acids)
Source: RefSeq, a predicted model, not a curated record
AUGACCCGUGGUGCCCCGUGCGGAUUGAACAUCUGUUUCCUGAAUUGCGAGACAGCGGAUUUCGGAAGGAAAGCAAGCAUGAAACCGGUCGUUCAUACUUCUCCUUCUUUCUUUAUAGUAGGUAAACUGCAAGGUCUCAGCAGCAAAGACAGACUCGGGUUGUACUGCGUCUCCCCUGCUGCUUGCUGUGCAAUUACCGACAGAACUGAAGGCUGUUUAAAGACUAAUUCAACUCCAUUCCUUCUAAAGUCGCCUGCUUAUGCGCUACCUCUGCAAGAUCGGCAGCAAGAGUCAGGGGAGGCAGCAGCAGAAGAGGGAGGAUCCGCAGCAGAUCCCAAUGAAAUCGAUAGACGCGCCACAGGGGUGUACGCGCAGCUUACUGAGGGGCCUUCGCUCGCUGUGCAGAACAACAGCCAAUUCUUUUCGCUAGCUGGAGACGCCGGCGAGGCCCGACAAGCGUUUGCUGCACCCUCCUCAACAGCGCUGCUGCACGGCAGAAACAUCACAGAAAGCAACGCUGCUGCUACUGAAACCCAAUCAGAACAGCAGCAGCAGCAGCAGCAGCAACAGCGGGCACAUACUACUGUCAGUUGCGAGACGCUCAACAGCACUCCAACCAGACAGACGCUGGGCCACAGCAGUGUCGCAUACACUGCAGUAACCCCAGUCAACUCAGGCUCCAACAACAACUGCAGCAGCAGCAGCAGCACAAACAGCAGCAGCAGCAAACCAUUAUCACCCUUGUCGCCGCAACCUGCAAAUGAAAUGCUGCGGCUGCUCCUCGCUGGCGUUCCCCCAGUUGCUGCUGAAGUGCAGCAGCGCAGCAGCCGCUCAAAUACCACUGAAGAAGAGACUGCGCCUGGACAGCUUCAGCAUUUCGCCUCAAAGGACUUCAAAGCAGGAGCAGAGGCAGAAGCAGCAGCAGCAGCAGCAGCAGAAACAGCAGCAGCAGCCACAGGUGAAAGCGUCACCUCGAGGGCCCCUCUUAGUCGAUCUGGGAAGCGGCAAAGGACAGCUGAGCCGCUUUGCACGGAGGUGAAGAUACACUGCAAGAAGAACAAGGGAAUGAAGGAAAAGAGUUCGCAUGCACUAUCUGAAGAAGAAAUAGACGAAAGGCUAAGCGCAGCCAUCGCUAAACUUGUUGAGAAUUCCCCUGAAUUGAACGAAAUUUUCUACUACGCAACAACCGAUCCCAGCGCAAUUGAAGUACCUCUUUAA